GCAGAACAAUAAACCAAGUAACUUGUCAAACAGUGUUAAGCACACAGCACAGGGAGUCAGUUAUUAACAUAAACCGAUUCUGUUAGGCAGUUAUCCAUCUACGAUUUCCUUUUAACAUGGCUCUGAAUCCGGUAGAUUAUAACGCGCAAAAGGAAAAAAUUAAAACGUUUUUCGCCGAAUUUCACAAAGUGGGAAAAAACGGUAAAGACUUCAAAUAUGCCACUCAGUUAACUAGAAUUGCUCACCGUGAGCAGGUUGAACUAGUGAUUGAUUUGGAAGAUGUUGCUGAGUUUGAUGAUGAAUUAGCAGAACAGAUAGUUGACAAUGGUAGACGAUACACUUUGCUGUUUGGGGAAGUUGUUCAAGAAAUGCUACCCAACUAUAAAGAGCAUGAUGUUGAAGCAAAGGAUGCCCUUGAUGUCUACAUUAAUCAUCGCCUGAUAGUUGAAAAUCAGCACCAAAAUGAUGAACCAAAUAGACUGCACAAGUAUCCUCCAGAAUUGAUGCGCAGAUUUGAGGUUUAUUUUAAAUCUCCUUCUUUGCAGAAGGCUAUACCCAUUAGAGAAGUAAAAGCUGUUCAUAUAGGUAAACUAGUGACAGUUCGUGGCAUAGUAACACGUUGCACUGAAGUGAAACCAAUGAUGCAGGUAGCAACAUAUACAUGUGACCAGUGUGGUGCUGAAACUUAUCAACCUAUUAAUUCAACAUCUUUUAUGCCGCUGUUGAUGUGUCCCACUGAUGAUUGCAAAGUGAAUAAGAGUGGUGGUCGCUUGUAUCUUCAAACUCGUGGCUCUAAAUUUGUCAAGUUUCAAGAACUGAAGAUACAGGAACAUAGUGAUCAAGUGCCGGUUGGCCACGUACCGCGGUGCUUGACCGUCUAUUGUCGGGGCGAAACAACGCGUUUGUCUCAACCUGGAGAUCAUGUCAGCAUUACAGGCAUUUUCCUUCCUAUGUUGCGAGCAGGUUUUCGUCAACAAAUGCAAGGACUUCUUUCCGAAGCUUAUGUCGAAGCACAUAGAGUAGUUAGGUUAAACAAAACCGAAGAUGACGAAAUGAGCAUGGAAACUCUGACAGAAGAAGAACUGCGUCAAAUCGGCGAAGAAGACUUUUACGAGAAGCUUGCUACAAGCAUCGCACCAGAGAUUUACGGACACGAAGACGUUAAGAAAGCGCUGUUGUUGUUGCUUGUUGGUGGAAUUGAUCGAAAACCUAAUGGCAUGAAAAUUCGUGGAACGAUCAAUAUUUGUCUAAUGGGAGAUCCUGGUGUUGCAAAGUCACAGCUACUGAAGUUCAUCGAUCGUCUAGCCCCAAGAAGUCAGUAUACCACAGGACGUGGAUCUUCUGGUGUCGGUUUGACUGCUGCCGUGCUGAAAGAUCCAGUUACGGGUGAAAUGACCCUAGAAGGAGGAGCGCUUGUGUUGGCUGAUCAGGGUGUCUGUUGCAUUGAUGAGUUUGACAAAAUGCCUGAGUCUGAUCGUACGGCUAUCCACGAAGUCAUGGAACAACAAACUAUUUCAAUAGCCAAAGCAGGAAUCAUGACUACACUUAAUGCCCGUGUUUCCAUACUAGCAGCUGCCAAUCCCGCUUAUGGUCGAUAUAACCCAAAAAAAUCUGUUGAACAUAAUAUUCAAUUACCAGCAGCCCUUCUUUCGCGUUUUGACGUUUUAUGGUUGAUUCAAGAUCGCUCAGACAGAGAGAAUGACUUAAGACUGGCACGACAUAUUACGUAUGUUCAUCAGCACUACUGUCAACCUCCUACACGCGUGCAGCCGCUUGAUAUGAAACUAAUGAGACGGUAUAUUGCUCUCUGUCGUCAAAAACAGCCUUCUGUCCCAGAACAUUUGACCGACUACAUCGUCAGCGCUUAUGUUGAAAUGCGUAAAGAAGCAAGAAAUAACAAAGACAUGACAUUCACCUCGGCCCGUAAUUUAUUGGGUAUUCUGCGUUUAUCAACAGCAUUGGCACGUCUUAGGUUGGCUGAGGAAGUGGAAAAAGAAGAUGUUAGAGAAGCAAUGCGUCUCAUGGAAAUGUCAAAGGAUUCUUUGAAUCAUCACGAUCAGCGCCCAAUAAGACCUGCAAGCGCCAAGGAUCAGAUUUAUGCUUUAGUUAGGGACUUAGCCGGCGACAACAAAGUUGUUAAAAUGUCGGCCGUAAUUGAACGUUGCACCACUAAAGGUUUCACUCCGGCUCAGGUGGACGAUUGCGUGGAAGAGUACGAGGAACUCAACGUUUGGCAGAUCAAUCAAACCAGAACAACUUUAACUUUUGUGUAAACGCUGUUGUCUUCGUAACAAGGCGUUUGGUAUGAAGUGCACAAUUCUGAGCUAUUCAUUUUUCCGUUCACCAAUGUAAUCGCACUACUUUUUUGAUAAUGUAAUUUAUCCAAUACACUUUUUAAUAGAAAUA
This is a messenger RNA of Daphnia pulicaria, 2406 nucleotides long. It is a transcript of the gene Mcm7, whose product is annotated as DNA replication licensing factor mcm7-like. The transcript has 15 exons. The coding region runs from base 117 to 2273 and encodes 718 amino acids. Gene Ontology annotation, biological process: DNA replication initiation; DNA strand elongation involved in DNA replication; DNA replication. The record is from RefSeq and is a predicted model, not a curated record. Gene Ontology annotation, cellular component: nucleus; MCM complex. Gene Ontology annotation, molecular function: ATP hydrolysis activity; single-stranded DNA helicase activity; single-stranded DNA binding. Lineage: Eukaryota; Metazoa; Arthropoda; Branchiopoda; Diplostraca; Daphniidae.